Molecule: messenger RNA, 507 nt
Organism: Schistocerca gregaria
Lineage: Eukaryota; Metazoa; Arthropoda; Insecta; Orthoptera; Acrididae
Product: sialin-like
Exons: 4
Coding region: 1-507 (168 amino acids)
Biological process (GO): monoatomic anion transport; transmembrane transport
Molecular function (GO): transmembrane transporter activity
Source: RefSeq, a predicted model, not a curated record
AUGGAUACAAAUUUUGACCAACUUGAACCUUUGGGAGCAGCUACGCGGUACAGUAGACAAGCAAGCCUGCUGGCUCCCGCGGUGGCGCUGGUGGGCUGUGACUCGGCCGCCAUCGUGGCGUUGCUGGCGUUCGGCGGCUUCUGCAUGGCCGCGCACUGCUCCGCCUUCUACAUGAACAUGCCGGCCAUAGCGCCCAACUUCGCCGGCACUCUCGUCGGAUUCGUUAACACCUUCGCCAACAUAUCGGGCAUCAUUGUCCCUUAUGUCGUCGGAGCUGUCACCAAUGAAAAUCCGACGCGGGGGUCUUGGAACCUGGUGUUCCACAUGACGGCAGCGGUGGCGGCGGCCGGCUACGUCCUCUACGCCGUCUUCACCACCGCCGAGGAGCAGCCUUGGAACGUGCCACCCACAGAGAACGAAGCCACAGCGAAGAAUGACAAGGGCGCUGUGAACACAGCGUUUGAUGCGGACGACUCUCUGUUCAACAGUCGAAGAUCUAGACUCUAG